Spodoptera littoralis (African cotton leafworm) is the source of this 1620-nucleotide messenger RNA. NCBI's taxonomy places the organism in Eukaryota, Metazoa, Arthropoda, Insecta, Lepidoptera, Noctuidae. The record is from the annotation of a GenBank genome assembly.
AUGGUCCUAACAAUAUUUGGCUUUGAUAUACAUUUUCACAAAUUCAGGGUCAUCAGAGUUCAAAGUGAUGGAGCCCACGAGGCUAUGCUUGGCGAGGGCCAAGUCCCCCAGAUCGUCAGCAAAGAGACAAAAAAAGCUGACGAAUAUGAAGCCCUGCAGAGUUUCCUUCGCAGCAUCAGCUCUACAGCCACAUUACCACCUUACGUGAAGGGAGAAACUUAUUCUUCAACACGAGGUGUAUUCAACCAGUGCCUCAUAACAUGUGCCGUCCUGAUAUUGGCCGCGGGCGCUGGUCACCCUAUUGGUUUCUCGGCUGUCGCCCUACCACAGCUUAGAAUUGAGAACAGUACUAUGAGAAUAGAUGAUGAAAUGGGAUCAUGGAUCGCAAGUAUUCACUCAGCUGCCACACCGCUGGGGUCCAUGUUGUCAGGACCUAUCAUGGAGGCUAUAGGCAGAAAGCGCACGUUACAGACGUGUACACUGCCCCUUAUCAUUGGCUGGAUCAUUAUAGGCACGGCCUCUCAUCAUGCUCUGCUCCUGUUGGGCAGAAUCGUAUGCGGAUUCGCUGUCGGCAUAAUGGCAGCGCCUUCACAGGUGUAUUUAGGAGAAAUUUCUGAACCAAGACUGAGAGGGUUGCUAAUAGGCACGCCGUUCGUGGCGUACUCGCUCGGCGUGCUGUACGUGUACGCGCUGGGAGGAGCCCUGCCGUGGAGAUCAGUGGCACAUCUGUCCACAGUACUGCCAGCCCUCGCCUUCAUCGCACUGUGUCUCUCACCGGAAAGCCCCACAUGGCUUGCCCGCCGAGGACGAUUCCAUGACGCCAUGGCCGCCAUGGCACGCCUGCGCGGAGACCAUGACACUGCCCAAAGAGAACUACACGAACUGAUCUCAGCUCGGGAGAAAGAAAAGGCGCGCGGUGAAGAAAAGAUAAAGUUCCUAGAAACUGUCACUAGGGCACCAGUACUGAAACCACUGCUUUUGAUCAACGCAUUCAACAUACUGCAGAUUUUGUCUGGAAGCUACGUUGUCAUCUUCUACGCCGUGGACAUUGUAAAGGACUCCGGUGGUGCUCUGCAACCUACCAUGGCAGCUAACGCGAGUGCCUUAGUGCGGCUCGGCGUCACCGUAGUGGCGUGCAUACUUCUGCUGCGAAUCACACGUCGUGCCCUGGUGCUGGUCUCGGGUAUAGGCACAGCCGUGUGUACCCUCGCUCUGUCCUUCCUGCUCUCCCAAGGCCCCGGCUCAGGGAUCACACCGCCAGUCCUCAUCCUCGGCUACGUCGCCUUCAACACCCUCGGAUUCUUCCUACUCCCCGGACUCAUGAUUGGAGAACUACUCCCCACCAAGGUCCGAGGACUGUGCGGCGGCUACAUCUUCUGCCUCUUCAACUCAGUACUCUUCGGAUUCACCAAACUCUACCCAGUCAUGAAGAACGCUAUAGGAAUCGCGGGAGUGUUUGGACUCUUCGGAGCAUCCUCUCUACUCGCUACUAUAGUUCUAUUCCUACUCCUACCAGAGACGAAGGGCAAGUCUCUCUUACAAAUAGAACAGUAUUACCAAAAACCCAACAUAUUGUGGAUCUCUCGCAAGAAAAUGACGACAGAAAGCCAAAGGGUCUGA